Molecule: messenger RNA, 2390 nt
Organism: Sinocyclocheilus anshuiensis
Lineage: Eukaryota; Metazoa; Chordata; Actinopteri; Cypriniformes; Cyprinidae
Product: transcriptional adapter 3-like
Exons: 9
Coding region: 324-1613 (429 amino acids)
Biological process (GO): regulation of transcription by RNA polymerase II
Cellular component (GO): SAGA complex
Molecular function (GO): transcription coactivator activity
Source: RefSeq, a predicted model, not a curated record
UAUACUGUUUGGACCUUUUUACAGUCUGUGGUUUGGUUUGGACGCGCUUCAGUCAGGAAUGUACCAUUCUAUACGCUGCUAUGUUAUGUUGUGGAUGUUAACUGCCGAGAGGGGGUAUUUAUCUGAUACUGAAAAAUAAGUUUGCAAAUAGUACAUAAAUAUUGGUCAAACUUUUUUUGUUUUUAAACGUAGGUUUAUCAUACUAAAGCCACGUUCGUGUUAUUAAAACUUAAUCGGCGAGUUGUCUCCCCCGUGUUGAGAUAAUGGUUUAGUCAGUAAUGGAUGCCCCUUCAUCGGAGAUAUAGGUUCCUGUUCAUGAGAGGAUGAGUGAACUCAAGGACUGUCCCCCUCUGAAGUACUAUGACUUCAAACCUGUGGACCAUGUGAAAGUGUGUCCACGCUACACAGCAGUACUCAGCCGCUCAGAAGACGAUGGCAUUGGCAUUGAAGAGCUGGACACACUUCAGCUGGAGCUGGAAACACUCCUGUCCUCUGCCAGUCGACGUCUCCGAGCGCUGGAAGAACAGAGACAGAUCCUUACAGACUGGCAGGACAAAAAAGGGGACAAAAGGUUUCUGAAAUUAGGGAAGGAUCCAGAUCUCGCAGCCUCUUCUCGUCAUUCCAAGCCCAAAAAACAGAAGCUUGAUGGAAAGGGAAGUCAUGGUCCCGGACCUGGGCCAGGUAGACCGAAGUCUAAGAACAUACAGACCAAGGUCCAAGACUUUGAAUUUGAAGUCGACCCCCAAGAUAUACCCCGCAACCCUAAAAAUGAUGCUCCCAACAGAUUCUGGGCCUCGGUGGAGCCUUACUGUGCAGACAUCACAAAUGAAGAGAUCAGAGUUCUGGAAGAGCUGCUCAAACCACCUGAUGAUGAAGCAGAAUACUACAAGAUCCCAGCCCUCGGAAAGCACUAUUCCCAACGCUGGGCUCAAGAGGACCUGUUGGAGGAGCAAAGAGAGGGGGCGAGAGCCAGUGACAAGAAAAAAAGCAUGAUGGGUCCUCUUUCCGAACUGGAUGCUAAAGAUGUAGAUGCCUUACUGAAGAAAUCGGAGUCUCAGCAUGAACCUCCAGAGGACGGCUGUCCUUUUGGCCCUCUUACUCAGCGGCUUCUACAAGCACUUGUUGAGGAAAACAUCAUAUCCCCUAUGGAGGAUUCCCCCAUUCCAGACAUUCCAGGGAAGGAUGAUGGGGCUGGUACAUCGCCUCGUAGCCAGGGUAAAGCCUUCAGUGUGCCUCACACACGCUCUCUGGAGGCUCGUAUAAGAGAGGAGCUGGUGUCUCAGGGGCUGCUGGACUCUGAUGAGAGGCAAGGUGUCGGAGGAGAGUCUGAAGACGAGGUGCUGGCCGAGCUGCAGAAAAGACAGGCUGAACUCAAAGCGCUAACCGCACACAACCGCUCGCGCAAGCAGGAGCUGCUCAAGUUGGCACGGGAAGAAAUGCGAAAACAGGAGCUUCGACAGCGGGUUCGAGUGGCUGAUAACGAGGUUAUGGAGGCAUUCCGUCGCAUCAUGGCAGCCAGGCAAAAGAAACGCACUCCAACGAAAAAAGAGAAAGAUCAGGCUUGGAAAGCUUUGAAAGAGAGAGAAAGUAUUCUCAAACUCUUAGAUGGAUAAAUAUGACCGGCAGCUAUAAUGUGGUGUGUUUUCUUUAAUAUGUUUGUUGGUUAUGGACACUUCAUAAAGCCAACUUCAACAUUCAGACAACUUGAAGAACAUGUAAACAAAUAUUUAAUAUAAUGUUCAUAUUUUUGGUUACUCUCUAUCUAAAGUAAGACCUGACGUUACUAGUUGUGAUAAUAAAGGUGUUUGACACUAGUUUUCAAGUGCCACUGACUUGACACUGUUGAUGCCAGAAUAUAAAUUUACUUUAUUUUUUUUUGCUGCCUUUAUGUACAGUUCCCAAAUGCAGCUGAUUAACAUAGUGGAUUGAUAUUGUUAAAGGAAUAGUUCACCAAAAAUGAAACACUUGUCAUCAUGUCGUUCACCGACUCUUCUGUGGAAUAUAAAAGAUGGUAUUUUGAAGAAUGCUGGUAACCAAACAGUUGUGGGCACCAUUAACCCAUUGCGUGGACAAAAACAGACAUUUCUUCUUUUAUGUUUCAAGCAAGAAAUAAAAAUCAUACAGAAACAACAUAAGGGUGAAAAAAAGACAACAUUUUAAUUUUUGGGUGAACUGUUCCUUGAAAGCUGUUGUCAUAGCGUUGAUAGUAUUUUGUUACUACACGGCAGGAACACGGUCAUUUUGAGUUUUUAUAUGAUUAAAAGAAAAUAAAGCUUUUUAUAAAGGUAUUGUACAUGGAAAUAUUGGGUUUGUAAAUUCAUAUAUGCUGUCGUUUAUUUCAGUCCAUGUUGAAUUUAGUUCGUUGUAUUUUGUAAACAACUUAUAUCACA